GCCUGAAUGGUCAGUAGGAAAGACCUAGCGACCGAAGUAACAUGUCUGUCAAAGUUUUCGCCCUUCUGUUCUCGCUGUUCCUCGUGCAGUGCGUAGUAACGGCUGCGCCACAUUCACAAUUUGCCGACUGUGUGCCAGGCACAACUUUUUUUAAUGGAUGCGCUACGUGCACAUGUCAGAAAAAUGGAGCACUCAGUUGUCCGCUGGUGGCCUGUCAAAAGUACGCCAAUUAUGAUUCCAGCAUGGAUUACGAAGACUAAUAUAUCGAAUUCAAUCGACAAUUGAUGGAACGAAAAUAGGCAAGGAAUCUGUCAUGUGGAAUUCUUAUAGAAAUCACUUAUUUUAUAAUUAUAAUAUAUUGUAUGAAAGAAAUUAUUUUGAAGAAUGUACUGUGAAACGUUGUACGAAAAAUUGUUCAUGUAGAAUUCUCAUAGAAAGUUAUUUUAUAACUGUAAUGUGUUGUCAUAAAUAAACUGAA
Molecule: messenger RNA, 478 nt
Organism: Ceratina calcarata
Lineage: Eukaryota; Metazoa; Arthropoda; Insecta; Hymenoptera; Apidae
Product: serine protease inhibitor 3
Exons: 2
Coding region: 42-260 (72 amino acids)
Molecular function (GO): peptidase inhibitor activity
Source: RefSeq, a predicted model, not a curated record